Striga hermonthica is the source of this 3120-nucleotide messenger RNA. The record is from the annotation of a GenBank genome assembly. Lineage: Eukaryota; Viridiplantae; Streptophyta; Magnoliopsida; Lamiales; Orobanchaceae.
AUGGUUUCAGUGACGCCGGACUGCAGGAAGGUGGGGACGGGAUUGGCGCCGUCGCCGGCACCGUUCUUCACGCCGCGGCCGGAAAGGCGGAGGCCGGACUCGAGAGGACAUGAUUGGAACUCGAAUCGUCAGGACAGGGAGAAGGAGGUCAACAUUCAGGUUCUGCUCCGAUGCAGGCCAUUGACUGACGACGAGCAAAGGUCGAACGUGCCCAAGGUAAUAACUUGUAACGAUAGCAGAAGAGAGGUUACGGUUCUGCAAAAUGUGGCCGGCAAGCAAGUCGAUAGGGUCUUCACCUUCGAUAAGGUAUUUGGGCCGAAAGCGCAACAACGAUCAAUAUACGAUCAAGCAAUUUCGCCUAUCGUGUGUGAGGUAUUGGAGGGCUUCAACUGCACCGUGUUCGCAUAUGGCCAGACUGGAACUGGUAAAACCUACACAAUGGAAGGGGGGAUGAGAAAAAAGAGUGGUGAAUUGCCUAUUGCGGCUGGUAUAAUUCCAAGGGCCGUCCGCCAAAUAUUCGACACUCUAGAGGAACAGAAUGCCGACUACAGCAUGAAAGUGACCUUUUCGGAACUCUAUAACGAGGAAAUAACCGACCUGCUUGCUCAGGAAGAUCAGCCUAAACCCACAGAGGACAGACCUAAGAAGCCCAUCUCUCUAAUGGAGGAUGGAAAAGGUUGUGUGAUUGUGAGGGGCCUUGAAGAGGAAGCUGUUUACAGUGCAAAUGAAAUUUACAGCCUUCUGGAGAGAGGUGCCGCCAGGAGACGCACAGCAGACACAUUGUUGAAUAAGAGAAGCAGUCGUUCGCAUUCAAUAUUUACGAUAACUGUAUAUAUAAAAGAAGGGAGCAUCGGGGAUGAGGAGCUCAUCAAGUGCGGCAAGCUUAAUCUUGUCGAUUUAGCGGGGUCAGAGAAUAUCUACCGUUCUGGUGCUCGAGAGGCUCGAGCAAGAGAAGCAGGAGAAAUCAAUAAGAGUUUACUAACCUUAGGUCGUGUUAUUAAUGCAUUGGUGGAGCAUUCAGUUCAUAUACCUUACAGAGAUAGCAAGCUCACAAGGCUCCUGAGAGAUUCAUUAGGAGGGAAAACAAAGACUUGCAUUAUUGCUACAAUAUCUCCCUCUGCUCAUUGUUUGGAAGAAACAUUGAGCACGCUGGACUACGCAUAUCGUGCUAAAAGCAUAAAAAACAAACCUGAGGCAAACCAAAAGGUUUCCAAAGCUGUGUUGCUGAAGGAUUUAUACGUGGAAAUCGAGAGGAUGAAGCAAGAUAUUCGAGCAGCAAGGGAAAAGAAUGGUAUCUAUAUUCCACAUGAAAGAUUUCUGCAGGAUGAAGCGGAAAAGAAGGCAAAGAAUGAGAGGAUAGAACAACUAGAGAGUGAUCUUACUGCCACUGAGAAGCAACUCGAUAACUUUCGGGAGCUUUAUCUUAGUGAACAAGAAGAGAAACUUAAUGUCGAGAGUGAUCUUAAAGAAUGCAAGCAAACUUUAGAAACAACACACAAAAACUUGGAAGAUCUACAAGAGAAUCAUAAAAGAACUCUUUCAGUACUGAAGGAAAAGGAGUUGCUCAUUUCUAAACUUCAGCAUUCAGAGAGUAAUCUAAUAGAUUGUGCAAAGACGUUGAGGCUCAACUUGCACGAUGCAACCGAGGACAUAUCCGCACUUUUUGGGAAAAUAGAUCAUAAAGACAAAGUAGAAAGAAAAAACCAUGGUAUUCUUCAUAAAUUUGGAGCACAACUUGAUCAAAGCUUGAACAACCUUCAUAAGAUCGUCUUAAGCUCUGUAUCUCAGCAAGAACAACAGCUUAGAAAUGCUGAAAACUGCAUCAGCACAUUUUUUGCUAGUAAAUACGAAUCAAACGAAGCCAUGGAAGCAAAUGUAAAGAAAUUGUCAGCGACUUAUGCUUCGGGAUCGCAAAGCAUAAAGAAACUCACAGAUGCACUUCAAACGAAAACAUCUUCUGAUCUGGAGCAAAUGAUGGCUAUGAUAUCAGCCCAUGCAACUGCAGUUGAGAAUUUUUUCAAUAAUGCAUCUUUGGAGGCCAGGGAGGUCAUUUCUGAUAUUCGGAACUCUCUGAAUGAACAAAGGAAAAUUUUGUCCUUUGCUGCCCAACAACAAGCAGAGGGUGUACGUCAGAGUCUAGUCUCCGCACAAGUGAUUUCAAGUGCAGCUAUAGACUUCUCAAACGACCUCCAUUGGCGAGCUUCUGAACUCGGAAGGUUUAUUGAAAGUAGCCGAACCGAAAGCGUUAUCAAACUACAAAAUUUCGAAAAGAUGUUCAAGGAAGAGGCUCUGAGGGAAGAAAAACUAGCAAUGGAGAAAAUAUCGGAGGUCUUAUCAACUCUGACAGUUCGAAAGACUAAUAUGGUAUCUAACGCCUCAAAGAACCUUGAAGACUCUGCUUGUCAGGAAAGCAAGAGAUUGCUAGCAGAUUUGUCCGACAUGCGGCAAGUCUUGGCAUCAGAAAUGAAGGAGCUAAACGAAUAUGCCGAGAAGGUCAAAGAUCACUACAUGAAUGAAACACUUUCAGCCAAUGAAUGCAGGGUCAUGCUAGAAAAUUGCAUGCAAGAAUGGGGUGAGAAGGUGGAUAUGUCAGGUCAACAAUGGGAAACUGCACAAAUAAGCUUGAAAAAUAUUGCUAAGAAUGGUGUUGAUGACAUAAGAUCUGUUGUGCAGACUAAAAUUCUUGAAACUCAUUCCUUACAUGAGAACAUUGAGACCACAUUCGCUCGUCUGGGUGUAGAAUUUGAUUCCGGGGUUAACGAUUUAGUGACAUCAACCAAUGAUUCUUUAGCUUUAGACAAGGCAAAUUGCGAGGAAAUAAACUCGAUAACUACAGCCAGCUUGCACGAGCUCAAUGCAUUAUCAAUGAACCAUGGUGAAAAUGUAUCGGAUAUUCAUGGCAAAUCAGAUCAAUGCAUCAAUAAGGAUUACUUGGUUGAGCAGAAAACGAAUGUGACUCCCAAGAGACGAGCGGUUUCAGUCCCAAGCUUAGAGUCAAUUGAGAAAAUGAGAACUCUCGUUUAUGAUACCGACAGCAAAACCAAAGUUAAUAAGUUCGAAAAUGGUGAAAACAAGAUUUUGCAGGAUCAACCAAGAACUCCUUUUCAGGAUGUUAACUGA